This is a messenger RNA of Populus nigra (black poplar), 1820 nucleotides long. Its product is annotated as diacylglycerol kinase 5-like. The record is from RefSeq and is a predicted model, not a curated record. Gene Ontology annotation, molecular function: ATP-dependent diacylglycerol kinase activity. Lineage: Eukaryota; Viridiplantae; Streptophyta; Magnoliopsida; Malpighiales; Salicaceae. The transcript has 12 exons. The coding region runs from base 171 to 1652 and encodes 493 amino acids.
CACAUUCACAAACGUGGAUUCCUCUCAGUAAACAAACAAACCGAGUCAACUGCUGCCCCUCUGUAUUGCUAUAAUAAGAGAAUUGAAUUCUCUUUCUCUCCAACUAAAUCAAAAUUCUCAGAAUCGAAUUCCUCUUUCAAUCAAAUUUCAUUUCUUUUCUUCCCGGCUAGAUGGAGGGUACAUUGACGACGGAUUCGGUUUCAGAUUCGGAUUUCCUUAAGGAAUUUUAUAUUCCUAAUUACAUUUUGGUUCCUGAUUCGAAAUCCGAUUCCACUCCUCCACCUCAACUGCCUCAGUGUCCGGUCCUGGUUUUUAUCAAUUCCAAAAGUGGUGGUCAGCUUGGUGCAGAUCUUUUAAAGACUUAUUCUGCCCUUCUUAAUGAAAAUCAGGUUUUUGAUUUGGGGAAGGAAGCGCCGGAUUUGGUGUUGCGGAGGAUUUAUUUGAAUUUGGAGAAAUUGAAAUCUAAUGAUGAAUUUGCUGCUAAAAUUCAAGAGAAAUUGCGAAUUAUUGUUGCUGGUGGAGAUGGAACAGCUGGAUGGCUUCUUGGUGUUGUUUGCGAUCUUAAAUUAUCGCAUCCGCUGCCGAUUGCUACUAUGCCCCUGGGGACCGGAAACAAUCUUCCGUUCGCGUUUGGUUGGGGAAAGAAGAAUCCAGGAACGGAUGUUCAGGCUGUGAUGGCUUUUAUGAAGAAAGUAAAGAAUGCCAAGGAAAUGAAAAUAGACAACUGGCAUAUUCUCAUGAGGAUGAGAGCUCCUAAAGAAGGUUCCUGUGAUCCCAUUGCACCUCUUGAACUACCACAUUCUCUGCAUGCAGUUCACCGCGUUUCUCCAACAGAUGAGCUCAACAUGGAAGGUUAUACCACAUUUCGUGGGGGAUUCUGGAACUACUUUAGUAUGGGCAUGGAUGCCCAAGUGUCAUAUGCAUUUCAUUCUGAGCGGAAGUUGCAUCCUGAAAAAUUCAAAAAUCAGUUGAUUAAUCAGAGUACUUAUGCAAAGCUUGGUUGUACACAAGGAUGGUUUUUAGCUUCUCUUUAUCACCCUUCUUCAAGGAACAUAGCGCACCUUGCUACAGUAAAGAUCAUGAAGAAGACUGGUCAAUGGGAAAAGCUUCAUGUACCUAACAGCAUUAGGUCAAUUGUAUGCCUUAACUUGCCCAGCUUUUCUGGUGGACUAAACCCAUGGGGGACACCAAAUAGCAACAAACGACAUGACAGAGGCUUGACUCCACCUUUUGUUGAUGAUGGACUUAUCGAGGUUGUUGGUUUUAGAGACGCUUGGCAUGGGCUUGUUUUGCUUGCUCCAAAUGGACAUGGAACUCGUCUUGCACAGGCACACAGAAUCCGCUUCGAGUUUCACAAAGGUGGCGCUGACCACACAUUCAUGAGAAUUGACGGGGAACCCUGGAAGCAACCGCUACCAUCCGAUGAUGAUAAUACUGUGUUGGUAGAAAUCUCUCAUCUUGGCCAAGUCAACAUGCUUGCCACCGAUGAUUGCAGGUCUAAAAGUGUCAACGAUCCUUUAUCGCCAUCCUGUCAUGAUGCAGACAAAGACAGUGACGAGGAGGACUCGGUACUAGCCGAAGAGUUUAGGAAAUUUGGCGCAGCUGAUACAUUCAGGAUCCCAGAUGAAGUUGACAUUUCUCAUCUCAGUUAAACCUUUAAAUAUUCAUUUUUAUUCUCUGUGAUUUGCUUACAUGUUUUAUUGGGUUGAUUCUCUCAUGGUUUUGGAGUUUCAUUUAUAUCAUUUUUCAUCCAUAUUGUUACUGAAAUUGAUUGUAAAUUUAUCCAUUUACCAAUUGAUAAUAAAACUGGUGGUUUAAAA